This is a messenger RNA of Quercus robur (English oak), 2290 nucleotides long. RefSeq lists its product as uncharacterized. Lineage: Eukaryota; Viridiplantae; Streptophyta; Magnoliopsida; Fagales; Fagaceae. The coding region runs from base 232 to 1926 and encodes 564 amino acids. The record is from RefSeq and is a predicted model, not a curated record. The transcript has 9 exons.
AAAAAAAAAAAAAAAAAAACCAGAUUUUGAAGACUCGUUUGCACACACUAAAAUUCAAAGUCUUCUUUCUCUCUCUUUGAAAAUUUUCUCGCACUUUCUCACUGAUUUUCCGGGAAAAUUUCUGAUCAGUUUUACAAGAAUAGCCCACCGCAAAUCUUUCGUUCUUUAAUUAAUGAUGCGUCCUUGAUAUAGACCCUUGUUCUUAUAUGCUGACGCUUUGAGUCCAGAUAGAUGGCAAAUAAGGAAAAUGAGGAUUUCUAUUACAACCUCCCAAGGAAAGAGCUUCAAAGUUUGUGCAAAAAGUAUGGAUUGCCUGCUAAUAGGUCACAUUCUGAAUUGGCAACACUGCUGAUCUCCUACUUAGAGAACAAGAGUUUAAAUUCAAAAUCAUCCGUGGAAAGGGUAGGUGGGAUCAAUGGGGCUUCACCUCCUACGUCAUCAAUACCGCAACUGCAGCCUGGAGCGCUGUUCAAUCCUGCAGGGGAUGCCCGAAAAGAUGGCAAUGGAUUCAUAUUGUGUCUCAGAGAGGAAGAUAAAAAGGGAAAUUGCUCUCAAAAUAUUAAAUACCAUGAUAAGGAUGCUUUUGGUGGUUCAGUAUGUCAUCUUAAGGAGAUGUCCCACUCUCACAUUGUUUUUCAACAUGACAAAAGUGGUCUUAAUCAUAAUGAGACCCUAAGAGAAUGCCCUAGUAAUGCUUUUUUGGGUUUUGCAAGAGAUGGCACCGUGGAAGAUAUGCCCCAGAUUAAAUAUAGUAACAUGGAUGUUGAUGCAUGUCCUGUAGAAAAUGCUAUUGCUGCCUCUAUAAUAAAAUCUACAAGAGUUCCUUCCGCUUCUUUUGAGUUUUAUGUCAUGUCAGAAGAGGGGAUCAAUCUAUAUGUUGAUUUGAAUUCAAGCCCAUCAGAGUGGACUAAAAGAUUUAAGAAUGAGGUUUAUAUUUGCGAGGGUGUGCACAGGAACAAGUCGGGAAGUCUUCAUCAGGACCUUGGGCACUUUGGAGAGGCUAAUAAACAAACAGAAAAUUCCUUUAUAGGUAAUGUAGAUUCAGUCCAAAUCAAUGAUGGUCAUGUACUAAAAAGAUCUUCCCCAAGUUCAAAAAUGAUAGAAGAUGAUCAUAUGGGGUUUGAACGACCAGAUAAAGGUGAUGCAUCUUUACUGUCCUCUGCAAUAAUGUCUUGUGGCAUGGCCUUAGAUGAAUCAGAGAAUUUGAAGAAAGAUCUAGUGCUUAUCUCGUCCGAACCUAGUUCUAAUACACAGGACCAGAUAAAUUCUGCUGCUGAAUCUUGUGCAAAAGAUCAGUGUACUGUAAUCCUUGAUUCAGACAUCACUGACACUCUGCAGUUAAAGUCAGCAAGCAAUUCUGUGGUCAACUCAGAAUCCAAUUGUCCACUUAGCCCUCUCGCAUCAAAGGAUCAAAAUUCAAAAGGUGAUGAAAUUUUUGAGAACUCAACCAUGCAAAACAGUUGCAGUCUUGUGAACCCUAGUGUGGUAUAUCCUGGAAGUUCUGCAAGCGGUUCUCCGGAGAUGCCAACAUCAGACGUUGCAAGUAAAGAUGCAUCAACUUCAGCUUUUGAAACUGAUGGCUUGCUGGAUUUGGUUGAUCCUAAGCGCAAUACAGAACAAGGUGCAUUAGCCAACUCAAGUGAGCUUAAUAAUGACCUUUUGCCAACAUGUGUUGAAGAAUGGGAGAGGAGCAACAUUAUCAAUGGAAGGGAGAGUUCAGAAUGCUCACAGAUCAAUAACUCAGUCGAGAGGACUUGUAUAAGCUCUAAUGAUACAGAAUCUAAAGAACUUCACAAAAAGAGGAAACAUGUGGAUGGAGAAGAUCGAAGUCCCUAUGGUAAACCUGAUGCAAAGAUUUUAAGAAGCUCAAAUCAUAGUGCUCGUGGAGCAAUUCCUAGAAGAUCCAUGAGGCUGAUUUCUAAGUGAGUUCAGGCCAUUUAGACCACAAAAGAAGCAUUGGCUCAAAUGAAAACAUAUUUCAGUUUUUCUGUAGUGGGAGUACAGUCUAUAAUCUCUACAUUCUUCAGGGAACAUUAUACUGAUAUCCAUAACAAAACUACAAGGUAGUCAUAAAACUUAUUUUCUUUUCAUCUCUUAAAGUAGUAACAAAGUCAAUCAUUACUCUUUCAUUAGGAAAAUUCAUUGUUGCGGUGGUGUUGUAUCAGAAUUUUGAAAAGUGGACUCUAUUAAUAUUUUCAUCCUGGUGUCAUAAUUACAUUAAUUUAUUUUAUUUGUCGACAUGAAACCGUCUUUUUGCUACAUGAAUAUAGAAAAAGAGAACUUGGGUUGA